Molecule: messenger RNA, 3089 nt
Organism: Daucus carota subsp. sativus
Lineage: Eukaryota; Viridiplantae; Streptophyta; Magnoliopsida; Apiales; Apiaceae
Product: switch 2
Exons: 8
Coding region: 273-2855 (860 amino acids)
Molecular function (GO): ATP-dependent chromatin remodeler activity; ATP binding
Source: RefSeq, a predicted model, not a curated record
AAACGCACCACAAAAAGAAAGAAACGGGCUUCUGAGCUUUUAAGCCCAGAAACUCCCUUCCCAAACACCCACUUCAUUUGUGUCAAAUCUUUUCAAACCAGAUUUUAGGGAUCUUCUUUUUCAGAUUUUCGAAUUUUCGGUAUGAUAAUAAGAUUGCGAACCAUCUACGUGGUUGCAGAAACAUUAAACGUUGACAUCUGUGAUUCUGACAGAAACUACUCUCCUAGGCUCUAAAAACCAAACUCAAACUCCCCUGUUUCUUGAAAUCUCCAAUGUCUUUAAAAACCUGGAAAGAAACACUCAAACUCUGCACCAACGACAAUCAUUCAACCUCAACUUCAUCUUAUAAUUCAUCACUUUCUGACCCAAUUGACACUAAUAGAAACCCUAGAAUACCCCCGAAAACUUCGCUCUUCAAGCAACUCUUACGCAUUCAAGACCCAUCAGUCUCUUUACUCCAAAUCGAGCCAGAGAGUGAGACCCAUGUUAUAGAUGAGAAAGAAGCAGAUGGGUCAUCGUUGGGCGGGUCAAAAUCGGAUAUUUCGCUCUUUGAUAAUACGGGUCCUUAUGAACCACUGGUUCUUUCUGAGUCUCCGCUUGUGCAGGUCCCUGCUUCUAUUAAUUGCAGGCUUCUGGAACACCAAAGAGGUGGUGUAAAAUUUUUGUACAAGUUGUACAAAAACAACCAUGGAGGUGUUCUUGGAGAUGACAUGGGAUUAGGAAAGACUAUACAAACAAUAGCAUUUCUUUCUGCCGUCUUUGUGAAGGAUGCGACUUCUGGCUAUCCUAGGUCAUUAAAUGCAGAGCAGGCAAACAAAGAUCGACCUGUACUAAUAAUUUGCCCGUCAUCUGUUAUACAAAACUGGGAGAAUGAAUUUUCAAAGUGGGCAAGCUUUGAUGUUUCCAUCUAUCAUGGUGCUAACCGUGAUUUAAUCAUGGAGAAAUUAGAAGUACACGGGGUUGAGAUACUUAUCACAAGUUUUGACACCUUCAGGAUUCAUGGCGACGUUUUGUCUGAGAUUCACUGGGAGAUUGUGAUCAUUGACGAAGCACAUCGACUUAAAAAUGAUAAAUCGAAACUCUAUCAAGCAUGUUUAGCCAUUGGAACAAAAAAACGUUAUGGUCUUACAGGAACUAUAAUGCAGAACAAACUAAUGGAACUCUUCAAUUUAUUUGACUGGGUAGUACCUGGAUGCUUAGGAACACGAGAACAUUUUCGAGAGUUCUAUGUUGAACCCCUCAAGCAUGGGCAGAGAUCAAGUGCUCCUGAGAGAUUUGUGAGGAUUGCUGAUGCACGUAAGCAACAUCUUGUAGCUGUCCUUCGUAAAUAUCUAUUAAGAAGGACGAAGGAGGAGACAAUCGGGCAUCUUAUGAUGGGUAAAGAAGAUAACGUUGUAUUUUGUGCCAUGAGUGAGGUGCAAAAACGUGUUUAUCAGAGGAUGUUACAAAUACCGGAAAUUCAGAGCCUUAUUAAUAAGGACCUCCCUUGUAGUUGUGGUAGCCCUCUUAAGCAGGUUGAGUGUUGCAACAGGACUGUUCCAAAUGGUAUCAUAUGGUCUUACCUUCACAGAGACAACCCAGAUGGUUGCGACUCGUGCCCCUAUUGCGUUGUUCUUCCUUGUCUUAUCAAGCUUCAGCAGAUAAGCAACCACUUGGAGCUUAUUAAACCCAAUCCCAGAGAUGACCCUGAAAAACAAAAGAAAGAUGCAGAGUUUGCCUCCAUGAUUUUUGGCCAUGAUGUUGAUGUAGUGGGAGGGAACACCCGAAAUGAGAGUUUUAUGGGUUUGAGUGAAGUAAAGCAUUGUGGAAAAAUGAGAGCUUUGGAGAAAUUGAUGCUCUCUUGGAUAUCACAGGGUGAUAAGAUUCUUCUUUUCAGUUACUCUGUCAGAAUGCUAGACAUUCUUGAAAAGUUUCUCAUACGCAAAGGUUACACCUUUUCAAGACUUGAUGGGUCCAUACCCACUGGCUUGCGCCAAUCUCUUGUUGACGACUUCAACUCAAGUCCAAGCAAACAGGUAUUUCUUAUAUCCACUCGAGCUGGUGGGCUUGGCUUGAAUCUUGUCAGUGCAAAUCGGGUGGUCAUAUUUGAUCCAAAUUGGAAUCCUGCACAGGACUUGCAAGCCCAGGACAGAUCAUUUCGUUUUGGACAGAAGCGACAUGUUAUUGUUUUCCGUCUUCUUUCAGCUGGUUCACUCGAAGAACUUGUUUAUUCUCGGCAAGUGUAUAAACAGCAGUUAUCAAAUAUUGCUGUUUCUGGGAAAAUGGAAAAGAGAUAUUUUGAAGGUGUCCAGGACUGCAAGCAAUUUCAGGGUGAACUUUUUGGAAUCUGCAAUUUAUUCCGUGACCUGUCAGACAAGCUGUUUACUAGUGAGAUUAUUGAACUACAUGAAAAACAGGGACAAGAACAAGAAAAUCCCAGUGCAAGACAGGAUAAAAAUGAUCUUGUAGCAUAUUUUCUACCAUCUUUAGAGACUUGUGGAACAUCUUCAUCAAUAAACAGUGACCCUAAUGAUAAAUCAAUAAAGCUUGUGCCUGACGACUUUGGUAUUGUAUAUGCUCAUCGCAAUGAGCAUGUUGUCAACUAUGGACCUGGUGCACAAGACGAGGAAGAACUUAGUGUGGCCCAAGAUGAGCAACUAAAAGAGUCUUACAUCCCCUGCAGUUUGAAACGGAAACAAGAUAAAGCUAGUAAAAAGGAAAACAUGUCCGUCAAGAUGCAGAAAAAGAGCCAAUAUAGCCUCCUCGCUAAAUAUAUGGGUAUGAAAGAAGUUGAAUUUAGCAAGUGGCUACUAUCUGCUGCUCCUGCAGAAAGGGAGAAAGUGCUUCGUGACUACAAGCAACAAAGGAACAGAUGAUGAUGAUCAACAGUUCUCAUCCCCCAUUAGUUACACAGAUCAAAUGUUAACGGAAUACAAAGUGUCAGUAGAUAGAUGUGUAAAUAUUUUUUGCUGUAUUGAUAGGUAAUGUGUGCUUCCCCUUUUUGCUGUGUAGUUGAAAGAUCAUAGUUUUUUGGGAAGAUCUCAUCUGUCUGUAAUAAUAAUGUCAUCUCCUUCUAACUUGUUAAACUGAAGUUACUGCCAUACAUUUCC